AUGGGAAAUAACAAUGUCUGCUUAGCUGAAAUACCUGUCUAUCGAACUAAUCACACCUCACCUAAGACAAAAACAAAAUGGAAAAGAGAAGAUUUAAAAUCUGGCUCUUGUAUAUAAACACUUGUCGAUAAAGAAAACAACCCAGAUUUCUUUUCUCAGUACUAAUGUGGUUAAGAACUACCUUAAUAUCGCAAUAAAUUAGCUUAAUCAAAAUGGUCUGAAGCUUUCAAUAGUAGUUUAAGUAUAAUUAAUGAUUCAUAACAAACUAUUAAUUCUCUGAUUGAUAAACCUGAAUUCAAGGAACUAGUGUUAUUAGGUCCACCUAAGUAAUUUAGAUGGCUUAGUUGGAUGAAUUUAUUAACAAAAUCCUAACCUCCUAUUAGUUAUGAAAAAUAUUUAGAAAAUCCACCAACAGACAUAUCUAAUAUUAUGAAAGAUAUAGAUCGUACUUUUGUUGAUAAUGCUUUGUUUUCUCACUAAAGUUGUGGAUAAGAACAAUUAAAAAGAGUACUUUGUGCUCUAUCUAAUGCUUUGCCAACUAUGGGUUAUUGUUAAGGAAUGAAUUUCAUUUGUGCUGUUCUUCUUAUUGUAUCAGGUUGUGAUGAACAUCAAGUAUUUUAAGCCUUUAUGUAAAUGCUUAUUAAUGAACAACAUCUUCUAUGUUUUGCUUUCUCUGAUGAUAUGCCAUUACACUUUUUUUUAACUAACUUAAUACAUUAUCAAAUUAAAAAGAAAUUUCCAAAACUUAACUUAAGUGAUAUAAGUGAUUCAUUUUGGCUUAGUAAAAUGAUAUUAUCACUUUUCACAUAUGUAUUCAAAAUGGAAGACUGUAUAAGAUGCUGGGAUUAUUUAAUGGUUCGUGGUAUGAUUCGUGGUAUUCCUGAAUUAAUUCUAGCAUUUAUUGAUGCAACUUAUAAUUAAUUAUCUAAAUUUCAAGAGGAAGAUUUUGCUUAUAAUUUUAAAGGUCCUGAAACAACAACAAUUUAAUUUAAUGUUGGUGAACUCAUUUAUUUAGCUAAAUCUAAUCAUAAUUUAGAUAGAUCAUUUAUAUCAAAAUUUGCUAAGAAAAUGAGAGACAAAAACACACCUUCAUAAUUAUUAGACCUUUUAUAAUAUUACCACAAUCCUCAACUCUAUAAAAAACAUGUAUCCUUUUAUGUUAGCACUAUUUUUGAUUUAUGUUGA
Messenger RNA from Paramecium pentaurelia, 1185 nucleotides. NCBI's taxonomy places the organism in Eukaryota, Ciliophora, Oligohymenophorea, Peniculida, Parameciidae. The record is from the annotation of a GenBank genome assembly.